This is a messenger RNA of Thlaspi arvense, 501 nucleotides long. NCBI's taxonomy places the organism in Eukaryota, Viridiplantae, Streptophyta, Magnoliopsida, Brassicales, Brassicaceae. The record is from the annotation of a GenBank genome assembly.
AUGUCCUAUUUGCAUGUGCUAGAAAAUACUAUGAUGGCCAGUGGAAAACUAGAGUACAAAGUACAUUCAUACAAUAGGAAUGGCCUUUGUGCAUUGGGCUUUAUGGAUGAUCACUACCCAGUUCGAAGUUCAUUUUCUUUGCUUAAUCAGGUACUAGAUGAAUACCAGAAGAAUUUUGGUGAUUCCUGGAGAACUGUACAAGCCGAUAAGACUGAACCAUGGCCCUAUUUGAAUGAAGCUCUUACAAAAUUUCAGGACCCUGCUGAAGCUGACAAGUUGUUCAAAAUUCAGAGGGAAUUGGAUGAAACUAAAAUUAUUCUUCACAAGACAAUUGAUAGUGUCCUUGCACGAGGUGAGAAGCUGGAUAGUUUAGUUGAGAAGAGCUCUGAUCUCAGUGCAGCUUCCCAGGUAUAUUCUGUUAUUUGCAUAUGCUGCCCACAGUCCUGUCUGUGUAUUCAGGAAAAUGAAAAUGUAUCUAAGCAUUUCAUGGCUAAUAAAUGA